Molecule: messenger RNA, 426 nt
Organism: Limulus polyphemus (Atlantic horseshoe crab)
Lineage: Eukaryota; Metazoa; Arthropoda; Merostomata; Xiphosura; Limulidae
Product: orcokinin peptides type A-like
Exons: 1
Coding region: 1-426 (141 amino acids)
Source: RefSeq, a predicted model, not a curated record
AUGCUGGAUAUAUUUAGAAGCAGCGACAUCUUGCAAGUUUUGGACGAACUCAGCGAAGGAAGAAUCUUGUGGUUUUUUGACAACAUCGACGGAAAUGACGUAAUGAGGGCAAUAUUGUCUAUCCGUGACUCUUCCUUUCAUAAGUCAUCUCAUUCCACAAGAAAUUUGGAUUCCUUGAGCGGAGGAUCGUUUGGUUAUUCCAAGCGAUUCGACACAAUUAAUGGCGGGGCCUUCGGUACAAGCAAAAGAAAUUUUGAUGAAAUAGAUAACGUUGGUUUCAAUGGAUUCGCAAAACGCAAUAUGGACGAGAUCGACAAUGCUGGGUUUCGGGGAUAUAUAAAACGUUAUGACGGUGCAAGUGGUCAUCCAAAACGCAAUCUUCACAAAACAGAUCAUGCUGGUUUCAACGGUUUAUUCAAACGCUGA